AUGAUGCUGGAAGAUUGGUUCCACCGUGGGGACUACCACAUCGACGUGUGCAUAAACGACUACCUGGAUGUCUACUGUCCUCACUAUGAAGACACAGUGCCUGAGGAGCGGACAGAGCGCUACGUCCUCUACAUGGUCAACUACGACGGCUACAGCACAUGCGACCACACCGCCAAGGGCUUUAAGCGCUGGGAGUGCAACAGGCCGCACUCGCCGAACGGACCGCUCAAGUUCUCAGAGAAGUUCCAGCUCUUCACUCCGUUCUCCUUGGGCUUUGAGUUCAGACCGGGCAGAGAGUAUUACUACAUCUCCUCCACCAUCGCUGAGAACGGCAGGAAAACAUGCCUGAAGCUCAAAGUUUUCGUCCGACCAUCAAACAGCUGUGUGAAAACUAUAGGCGUACAUGACCGCGUUUUUGAUGUAAACGACAAAGUAGACAAUACAUUAGAACCACGAGAUGAUACCAGCCACGAACCGGCUGAGCCUUCCCGAAGAGAAACAAACGCUGCGCCGCACCUGCAGAAAACAAGUCGGCUUCUGACUUCGUUGCUGGUCUGCCUAGCAGCACUCUUCACUUUAUAGCGCCUCCCCAUGUCCCGGAGGUCAUUUACACCUAGCGUGGCCUGAAUCUGCCCGAGGCUGCAGGGUUAGGGGGUGGGGAUUUGGUGCGGAUCGCGUUUGCUUGAUUGGGCAUAAGAGCAGGCUUCUCAAGGAACCCUCUAUUUUUUUCAGAAAAAAAAAAAAUAUUUAAGUGGUCUUUCUCCGUCUGUGAGUGAAAAAAAAAAAAAGUUGAUGUUAGAAGUGGGAGAGACAGUUCCCCCUUUUAAACCUUCAACUAAGAUGCCAAAUCCCGUUUUUUGACACUUAGUGAUUCUUAUUUUCCCGUGACUUUUGACAUCCCUUUACAUCACGUUUAUGUCAUUGCAGCACUGAUGUUUACCCGCAUACAUAUAGCACACGACCGCAGCAUCGCAGAGUCAAGACGCCUCUACGCCGACGGUCGGUAGAGUUUGUUUUGGGGUUUUUUUUUGUACACAGUAGCAGUAUUACUCAGUAGGAAAGUGAAGACUCUAGAGCCUUAGAAAUGACUGUACAUACACAAACAAGUAGUAGUCCCGAGACCUCUCAAGAAGCCUUUCACGAGAUCUUCUGGGUGAUGAGCAGAUUUUUUUUACUAUUUUGCUGGGAUCUCUAGGGGAAAAGAAAGAUGUAGGAUGGUUCUAGGUAGAGGUCAGAAUAGAAACCGCAGCACUGAGAAGCGCGUACAUGGCAUGCACCUUAACCCACUGGUCUCUGGUUUAACGAUAGCGCCCCCAGUAAGAGUUUGUAUAUAAUGGAUAAGCUGCUUAGAAGUUCAGCGCGUGAAGGUAAAAAUCCAUGGAUCCGGCGUUUAACUCCUUUGUGUCGAGCACGCCGGUCUGCUCAAUAAAACAUCUCUUUAAGAAUCGCAAAAACAACUAAAUGGAAACUUUCUCGCCAGACCCCCCCUUUUUGCCGACGAGGAUGGAGGAUCGAUAGCUUUUGCGAGUUGAUCACACAAUUUCAGCCGCAGUCAUUUUAAGCAAUGUUUACUGAGCUGGGAAGCAAUUGUUCUCUCUGUUUCAUUUGAGUAUUAGUCAAUAUUAACACUCCCAUAAACAUUAGCAUCCACAAGUUGUUUUUUUUCCUCCCUCCUCUCGCCGCUGAUUGUCAAAAUGAUUGUUUAAAAAAAUUAUUCACAGCUCGGUUGGAGCUUUUUACUAUUUUACUUUGCCAGUGGUUUCAUUAAACUUUGUUUUUAACAAUGCAAACACUGUAAACUUUAGUGUUUGUACUUAAAACAGAACAACAACAGAAGUAAUAGCAAAGAGUUUGAAAAGACCCUUCAGUUCACAGUGCCAUACUUUUUUUAAAUUCAUGUUUGCCCCUUAAAUAUAACCGUAGCUUCGACUCGUACAGUAGAUGUUUAUUGCAGCCGUUCGUUUACAGGACUGAUGCAUAGCUCCAAUUAGUUGGAAACACAACACAGGAAGUAGUAUCCAUUAAAUCCGAGGCGAUGCUCUGUUUAGUCUAGCCAGGUUUAUGUUAGCACUUAAAUUCUAAGGAAUCCACUGCGCAAUAAGGACGUUCAGCUUCCUUCAAACUCCCACACGGUGAUUUAGCAUAAUGAAAGAUUUUUACUAUACGCCCUUUUUUUUUGUUUUUUUAUUCAGAGAGACGUUUGCUUCCGACUCUGCAGAAACCGACCCAGGUUGUGAGAGAAAUGGGGCACCGACCGGUUUGGAAAGACAGAAAGAGAGAAAUGGAGCGAGAAAAAAAAAAAAAAAAAGGAGCGCAGGAGCAAUUGCAUGUCCACCUUCAGCUCCUCGUGUUACUGGUUUAAGUGACUCUUUAAUGAGGUUCAAAAUGACAGGCAUGUGGACCCCAUGUUGUGGCAAAGGGAGUUAUUUCUGGUAUUAAAAAUAGAUGGUGGAAGGCUUGGGGGGUCUCGGGAGGGGGGGUGUAGAUUUCCACCGUGGGGGGUUUUAAAGCACCAAUGACCUUGCAGUUUGAGAGAAUUGGUGAGUGAAGGAGACAGAAAGAAUUAAAGCGGGAGACGCACACACAGAGAUAGAAAGACACGGGAGGUAGCCGAAGGUUGUGUGACUAGAGUGCCUAACAAAACGCUACUGGAGAAACACCUGAUUCAAUGACAAACAUAUUGUCCAGCACCAUUCAAAGGCAUGCACUGUUUUUGUUUUGUUUUUAUGGCUGCCUUUUUUAUUUUUCUUCUUCCCUAGAAAGACUGCCUUUGCCUUUUCGCCAUUUGUUUGUCGUGCUGCGGUAACAAUGCUAUUAAAGCAGAAUAGCAGCUCAGCUAUGAGGGGUAAUAGGAGACGAGGCCAUUUAAUGAGGUACUAAUUUUCAGGAUAACACCACAGGGAAUAAGCACUGCAUAAGAUUCAAAAUGGACGCUUGUCAGCAGAUUAACACUAGACUUUUAUUACGAACCAGCUUCAAUUGUACUCUCUUAUAAUUACCAGUACUAUUUGUCAUUAUUGCUACCAUUACCAUGAUUUGUUCUGUACACACACACCUUAACCUGGGAAAUGAGGAUCAACUUAUAUACUGGAUACUGUGUAUCCUGAGGUAGUCAACCAUAAAACAUGUAGUGUUAGGUUAGUAUCUGUUUUGUACCUUUCUGGAGGACAAAAGAAAAAAAAAAAACAACAAAAAAAAACGAGAUACAUCAUUGUUAAAACUGUAUAAUUAUUAUUAUUGUUAUGAUGAUGAUGAUUAUGACUAUUAUUAUUAUUAUUAGGAGAACUUCUUGAUGUAAAUAGUGUUUGAUAUUAAAGUAUUAAUUUGGUU
Messenger RNA from Stegastes partitus (bicolor damselfish), 3330 nucleotides. Its product is annotated as ephrin-A5. The record is from RefSeq and is a predicted model, not a curated record. Gene Ontology annotation, biological process: regulation of cell-cell adhesion; ephrin receptor signaling pathway; regulation of actin cytoskeleton organization. The coding region runs from base 1 to 582 and encodes 193 amino acids. The transcript has 5 exons. NCBI's taxonomy places the organism in Eukaryota, Metazoa, Chordata, Actinopteri, Pomacentridae. Gene Ontology annotation, molecular function: ephrin receptor binding. Gene Ontology annotation, cellular component: plasma membrane; external side of plasma membrane.